GGUACGUCCCGUCGUCGUCCUCUCUGCUCCUCGGUUUCUCCUCUGCUUCCCUUGCCAUGUCUUCGCUCGAGAGCUCCAAAAAAUUUGCCUCCUCUUAGGCUGUGCGCCUCAAGGGUUCUGUGAUCCAUAACGGUGGUGAGUGGCGUCAGGGUGAAAAUGUCUUCGUUCCUCGUGCUGCUCAUCGCAUUCUUAUCUGCAGCUGCCACCCUUCCAUCAGAAGCACUCAACGUGAGAGGCAGAGGCCCCCUGCUGAAAUCCAAGACGUUCCUCUCCACACCCUUCUCCCUGCGCCCCGGCUCGGUCUCAAACAAAUGGAACUACGGCAUCGAGUUCCCCAGAGGCCACCUCGCGCUCAAGAGCUUCAGAGGCGAGCUCGUCGACAAGCACGGCGUCCCUGUGCCUCUCCACGAGACCUACCUUCACCACUGGGUUGUGGUACCAUACUACGCCGCCAAGAACGAUCGCGUCGCCGAUGAGCAGAAGCUCCCGAAGAUGAUCUUGGCAAGGAACUCCGGCGUGUGCAAGCACACGCUGGGACAGUACUACGGCCUCGGCUCCGAGAUCCGGCACACCGCGACAUGGGUGCCUGAUCCUUAUGGAAUUGAGAUCGGCAACCCGGAGAAGCCCCCUGAGGGGUACGAGGAGAAAUGGCUGCUCAAUGUGCACGCCAUCGACACGAGGGGCGUGGCCGACAAGCUGGGGUGCACCGAGUGCAGGUGUGAUCUGUACAACGUGACGGUCGAUGAGGAUGGCGGCGCCAUUGAGAAGGACUACAUCGGAGGCCUGCGCUGCUGCUCUGAUCAGAGCCAGUGCAAGGUGAAGGAAGGGUUCAGUGGCGAGGCGAGGAAGCUGUUCUUGCAGUACACGGUCAAGUGGCUUGACUGGAGCGAUGCGGUUGUGCCGGUCAAGAUUUACAUAUUUGAUGUCACUGACAGGGCUCUGCUUGAGGGGAAAUCUGAACCUGCUUGCAAGGUGGAGUAUCAGGUGGAGGAAUGCAGGUCAGAGAACCGGGCCAAGAACGAUUGCGUCGAUGUCGCGGUGGCCAAACAAGUCCUACCGCGUGGAGGCGACAUCGUGUUCGGCGUCGCGCACCAGCAUUCAGGGGGCAUCGGUGCUUCUUUGCACGGCGAGGACGGACGUCUGCUUUGCGCGUCGAUGGCGACCUACGGCGACGGGCAGGAGGCCGGGAACGAGGCCGGGUACGUCGUCGGCAUGUCGUCGUGCUACCCGAAGCCGGGGACGGUGAAGGUGCGCGACGGCGAGGUGCUGACCGUCGUGUCCAACUACAGCAGCGAGCGGCAGCACACGGGGGUGAUGGGCCUGUUCUACAUCCUCGUGGCCGAGCAGGAGCAGCAGCCGGCACUGUGCUUCAGUUUCCCUGUCUCAUGGUGCCUACCGGCAUGGCUGUCGAGUAACCCGUGAAGGAGCCUAGAUAUCAGUAUGUAUUUACGGCGACAGGGGCGAAGCUACAGUGGCCCAUCCCGAGUACACCGGCACCAGAGAAAAAUAAAAUCUUAGUUUUUUGCAAUUCAAUUUUACCACUCGUGUACUACGUAAUCCUAAACAUGCGCACCAUCUAAAUCUAUAUAUGUUAAAGUAUAUACUCGGAUCUUAGAGCUCUAGCUUCGCUCCUCUAGGCCGGCAAUGUUCCUAGUCUUUGAAAAAAGAAAAAGUAAUAUAUCCUUCUUUUCAGAGUGCA
Phragmites australis (common reed) is the source of this 1699-nucleotide messenger RNA. RefSeq lists its product as uncharacterized. NCBI's taxonomy places the organism in Eukaryota, Viridiplantae, Streptophyta, Magnoliopsida, Poales, Poaceae. The transcript has 5 exons. The record is from RefSeq and is a predicted model, not a curated record. Bases 157 to 1422 code for a protein of 421 amino acids.